UUUAUCAACUCAACCUAUGAUAAUUGUUGUUGAUAAAGUGCAAGUGCGAAUAUCGUCACGUAUCGGCCGCGCAAGUAAAGUACCGUUAUCCGGCCCAAUUUCUACAUUGACAAAAGUCGAUCUGAAAAAUCGUCGAUUUUAGUAUGUUUCGGUUAACGAAGUGGCUGUUUUUGUUUUCUUCGUUGUCCCUGGUGGUUCUGCAGAAUCCCCAACAGGGUUUGGUACCGCAAGAUGACAGACAAGGGCGUAACCUUUUAGACUGGAUAGGGCUCGGCACCGGUCCAGACCAGGAUCCAUAUUUAGCAAAGACGAACGCGCAAUGUUUAAAUGGAGAUUUGGCCUCGUGUUUCCAGAGCAGGGCCCUGGGAUCACUUGAUGACUUUUUUAAUCAGCCAUCUUAUACCCUAACUGAACGAGCGAGGGUGCUCAGACUACCAGAGCAGCAUUUAAGAUCUUUAGGACAAGAAAACUACGAGUAUUCGUCCGCACCGCGUUCCGAAGAUUCCGAAUGGGAUUCUCUAGUUAAAUUCGGAAUGAGAAAGGUCGAGAAAUUUUUAAAAUCCACCGCGAUAGAAGUGGAUUUCGAUAGCGAAGUGACUGAAAGGGGUCGUUACGCGCCCCGUUUUAUCGACGAAAUCGCCGACGAAAUUGACGUAAUUGAGGACAAAAAAGAUACGAUUUUUAAGCGGAAACAACUUAAGAAACUUUUUAUCCCGAUGCUGCUCAUUUUGAAACUGUUCAAGUUGAAGUUGCUGCUGUUUUUGCCGCUGAUUUUGGGCCUGGCCUCGUUCAAGAAGUUGCUGAGUUUCUUUGCUAUUUUAGUACCUGGUUUGAUUGCUUACUUUAAGUUUUGCAAGCCCAAUUUCCCUACUAAUUUUGGACCUACGCAGUUUGCCGGACCUCACUAUUCAUCAGCUGGAGUUGCUUAUGGUCAACAUUAUAGGGAACAACCGAGUUUCGCGCAACCCCAAGUGUACCAGGAAGAAUAUUCGCCCUCCCACGGGAACGGAUUCAGUUUUAGGGAUGAAAAUGCCGCCCAACAUUUAUCCUAUAACGGAUGGAACGGCCAAUUUAGGAAUUCCGGGAAAGAUAUUCAAGCCGAACCGGAAACGUCAUCAAAGAAGUCAAUUUUGCCUGAUUCCUAGAAGAUUAUUGUACUGUUAAUUUGUGAUAAAUGAGUGUGAGUGAGAAAGAAGAAGAACAAUAUUCAAAUACAUCUUCAUAUUUAAUAGCAGAAUCAAUAGUGUAAAAAGUGACAUUUAUUUAUUUUUAAGUAUCGUAUUUAUAGCAUAGUAUUUAUGAUAAGACAAUACUCUUUGUAAAUAUAAUUAAUUUUUUAUAA
Anthonomus grandis grandis is the source of this 1342-nucleotide messenger RNA. RefSeq lists its product as uncharacterized. The transcript has 7 exons. The record is from RefSeq and is a predicted model, not a curated record. The coding region runs from base 144 to 1145 and encodes 333 amino acids. NCBI's taxonomy places the organism in Eukaryota, Metazoa, Arthropoda, Insecta, Coleoptera, Curculionidae.